UUUUUCUUGUUGUCGAUUUAUUUGCAAAUAACCGGAAAAUCUUGUUCACUUUUUCCUGGGGUGGGCUUUUGUCAGACCACAAUUAUGAGACCGGAUUUCGACAGCUCUCGCGAUUCCCCAGGUGGAAUUUUUUUCCGAUUUCGAUUUCAGCAAAAAUUGACGAAGUUAUCGCCGAACAACUGGAUUAGAGAGACCAUUUUGUUCACUUUUUCCCUCCGACAUUCAACCAUAGAGCUUCAAAAAGACCACGGCAGUCGAUUCCACUUGAAUUCCCCAGAUGGAAUUUUUUUCCGAUUUUCCGAAAAAAAUCUGGUUCGCGAGGUUCAAAGGCAAAUUUCAGAGCCAUGAACCAGCUGUCGCUGCUCCCGAGCCAUUGGACGACAGCACAUCUUCUCCGAUGGAAGUCGUUGACGAACCACACGACGACCACGACGAAGCCUGGUGCGACGAAGACGCCGGUGCCGCCUCGGGUGGAAGUCAGGCCACACUGUCUUUCGGGUCCGCUGCUGCUCUCGGUGGGUCUCCAGCAGCUUGCGCCGCACUGUCUUGGGUUCGCGAGGUUGCACCGCCUCGGCGUGCGGAGGGACCUUGUCGGCAGACUCUCAGCCGUCGCAGACAGGUUGCGCUAGGGGCUGCGAAACGUCAGAUGGCGAGCUAUAUGGCCGGCUGGCUGACGCGUGGAGCGGAGCAGCAGUCACAGCAGUCAUUACCUCAAAGUUCGGAGACGCAACGUGCGGCGGAACCACUGCUUGAAGAGGACGACAGCAGUGAGUUGGUGAGAUUCCUAGGAAAAUAAGCUGUCCGAAACGCGCAAGCGUGGACGGAGGUGUGUGUCGUGGUGUUUUUGUUUUUGUAUUUGUGGUGUUCACUUUAGUUAUAAUCAUUUUUGUGUGUUUGUGUCGUGGUGUUCGCUUUUGUAAAUCGUGUCCUGUGAGGCGAGGGUUACCCGUUCAGAGCGUGUUUGGGCUCUUACCGGACAUUUACAGUGUGAUUUGGGGGUUCCGUGAAGAGGUUAGGGGGCCCCGUGGGGGGUCGGAGGGGGGGAAGGUAGGGGUUCCGUGGAUCAUUAUGACCAAAAAGUCACAUUUUGUCCAAACACAAAAAAACUCAUCGGAUAUCGACGCAGCUCGACGCCGCCGUCACGGCCAAAGCAGUUUCACCUUCCAAAUCGUUUUUGUUCGAAAGUUAUCGCUAAAAAACAAAAUGGACAAAUUGUCCUGGACUGACCAUACGCGUUGAACCUGGGGGGGGGCGAAUGUCGUGCAAUGAGUCAACCCUAGUUUAAGUCAGUGUAAGCAGACUUGGGGUAGUUUGAUCGCAGCAUAGUCUAUAUGUUGAGGCGUGAUGCAAUGGACCUGAAAAUGAUGGCUCUGGGAGCAGGGUUGGAGUUAGUUCUGAUUGAGAUAUCGUCAAAUAAGGUCAUGAGAAGUGUAUGAGGUGGAGACUAGAAUUGAGAAGGUGUGGGUUUAUGGUUGGAAUGAUGAACUUAUGAGGGAUUUGCAGUCGGUUGAGAG
Messenger RNA from Ectocarpus sp. CCAP 1310/34, 1514 nucleotides. The record is from the annotation of a GenBank genome assembly. NCBI's taxonomy places the organism in Eukaryota, Phaeophyceae, Ectocarpales, Ectocarpaceae.